Molecule: messenger RNA, 2588 nt
Organism: Hemiscyllium ocellatum (epaulette shark)
Lineage: Eukaryota; Metazoa; Chordata; Chondrichthyes; Orectolobiformes; Hemiscylliidae
Gene: rerg
Product: RAS-like, estrogen-regulated, growth inhibitor
Exons: 5
Coding region: 270-869 (199 amino acids)
Molecular function (GO): GTPase activity; GTP binding
Source: RefSeq, a predicted model, not a curated record
ACCCUUCUCCGUUUGCAACCCAACCAGGACAACCCAUUUUCCAUGUUGCAGCCUCAGUCUUGUCCCGACCUGGAGUAUUGCAGCGGAUCCGAGAAGCAAUAGGAGUUUAAACAAAUGGGAGCAGCAGCAGCCGCCGGUGUGUGUGCAGAGAGGGUCGGUUUUCAGCUGAAAGGGAAUGAAGUUUGACUCUGGAUCGGACAGGGUCGCUCGGUGUUGAUCUCCGCUCCUGGACUGAAGAUUGAACAGGUCCCCUUCCUGUUCCCUGGACCAUGGCAAAGAGUGCUGAAGUGAAACUCGCCGUCUUCGGGAGAGCUGGCGUGGGCAAGUCAGCUAUCGUAGUCAGGUUUCUGACCAAGAGGUUCAUCUGGGAAUAUGAUCCCACAUUGGAGUCGACCUAUCGCCACCAAGCCACCAUUGACGAUGAAACAGUUUCUAUGGAAAUCUUAGAUACAGCUGGCCAGGAGGAUGCCAUUCAGAGAGAAAGUCACAUGCGUUGGGCAGAGGGUUUUGUCUUGGUUUAUGACAUCACUGACAGAGUUAGCUUUGAGGAAGUGAUUUCACUGAAGAACUUCCUGGAUGAAAUCAAAAAGCCAAAAAACGUGACGCUGAUCCUUGUGGGCAACAAAGCUGAUCUGGACCACUCCAGGCAGGUCAGCACUGAGGAAGGGGAGAAAAUGGCUACUGAAAUGGCCUGUGCUUUUUACGAGUGUUCAGCCUGUACUGGAGAGGGCAAUAUCAACGAAGCUUUCUAUGAACUGUGCAGAGAGGUGAGGCGGCGUAAAAUGAUCCAAGGCAAGACCAGACGGAGAAGCUCCACCACCCAUGUCAAGCAAGCCAUCAACAAAAUGCUGACCAAAAUCAGUAGCUAAAUGUUUGUGAAGGGGGGAGGGGUGUGGAGAAAUAAUUGGAAACUGAAAACAACAAAAAAAAGUUGAAUUAUAUCACACAAAAUAGGAAAUAAACAGUUAAGGAUGUUAGCUUUCCAAUUCCAUGUAGCUUCAGAUCUGUUUUUUGAACAAAUCCCAGUCUGACAGAAACUAUUGAUGUCCUAUAGCAUUAGGUACCACAAUUAAGAUUGUGAAUCAGGCUGACAACUCUCACUGUGCAAACGUAUAUGAGACUAAUUUUUAAAUCCUUCCAUUCCCAAAUACUUAAUUAAUUUUAGGUUGAAAUGGGUCAAAGUGUGAAAGAAUAACAGCUUCAGGGUUUUAACUCUUCAACUGGUGUUCUAAUUUUUAAGUUUCAGAAAAGAAUCCGUUCCAUUUGAAGUCAAUGUUUGAGCAGGUAAAAUAAACAGGAUAUUGGACUGCAGCUAAUAACCUGAAUUUUCAGGGGAGUAAGAUCUUCAGAGCCCUAACUGGUUAAGGUAAUGAACAGUCCCAGAAUCAUUUGGGCUAAGUUAGCUGAUCUCACUUUGGUGCAAAGUAGACCCUCUGUAGUUGACCUCAGCACCCUCUGUGUUAAGGAGAAAGGAUAAGCUUUGGCUCCCAAUGGCCAUCUUGCAGUUGAUGCUGCAAGUACUCAUAUUUGCACAUGCAAAACACAGGCUGGGAUGUGCCUGUGAAAACCCCCUUCAUUACAAACUGACUGCCACCAACUCAUUAUUUAAAUAGAGAGGUGGGUAACAUCACGGAGAGGCACUACCUCCCAUGGAACAGUACCUUCAUUCUCCUCGCAAGGAGUUAAAAUCAUCAGAGCGGGGUAUGACACAACAACAAAAAAAGUAAGUGUGCAUUGUUACCACUAUAUGUUUGAAAAUAUGAUAGAUGUCUAAAUUGUAUAUAUAUAUAAAUACAUAUAUCUAAAUAAAUAUGCUCUUUUAAAAUAUCCAAGUUAAAUUGGAUCUAUUUGAAAACUAUGCAGUUGGAACCCAUUGUACCGCUGACCAUUUAUCAUUGAGAUUGUUCAUAGAUACAAUCAAUGCUGUGCUUGGAAAAGCUGUCGGUCCCUUUCAUUUAGGUUGUGUUUUUAAUAUUAAACCCAAGGUUGGCUAUCUCCUGUUGAUUGUUUCCACAGCACUUUGUACAACCUGUAGUAGGUUGUCAUUUUUGGGGACUGUAAAUGGUUAAUUAAUGUUGUGAUUUGUUAAGCUAUUAAUUAAAUUCAUUAGAUCUGUAAAUCAGUUACUAAAAUAUCAAACAGCCUUUUGAAGUUUGGAGAGGUUUCUGUGUUCUGUAUAAGUUUGCAAUUGUAGAUUUUUUCCCAUGAAAAGUAAAUAAGUUGCUUGUUCUUUUUUAAAUUAAUGAUCUCAUGAUUUAUCUUGUAAUUCAUUUUUUAAAAGGACCAACUUAGUUCUAUAUAUAAAAUGCAAGAAUAAUUCUCUUGUUAAAUGCCAGAAAAUACAAAAUGAAUGCAUUCAAAUUUGAGAGAUAUUUUUGUUAAACCCUGAAAUAUUUAAGAUGCUUUGUUAAGGGACUGAUUUAUUUGCCUGUAGGUAACUCCUUCAACUAUACAAUUAACCGAUGGUUUUCAGAGUAUGCUGAAUGUUGGAAAAACCGAGCAAAUGUACUGAAGAGGUCUCCUCAUAUAAUUGCUGUAACUUUGCUGUUGUAACUUGCUUUUCCAUGUAAAAUAAAUCUUGAAAUAUU